UGUACGAUUAACCAGUUCUCCUGUCUUAAAACCCAGCUAAUUUCCAAAUUUCUAUUAUUUUUCGUAAAUCAUGUCGAAGUACGUGGCUAGAGUGGGACCCGCAGUCUCCAAGCUCGGGAAAUGGGCCUACAACAUGUCUGGAUUCAACCAAUACGGUCUACACCGCGAUGAUUGCCUCUAUGAGAAUGAGGAUGUGGCAGAGGCAGUGCGUCGUCUGCCCCGCAAGAUGUACGAUGAGCGCAACUACCGCAUCAUGCGGGCACUACACCUCUCCAUGACCAAGACGAUCCUGCCCAAGGAGAAGUGGACCAAGUACGAGGAGGAUAUCAAGUACCUGGAGCCCUAUCUCAACGAGGUGGUAAAGGAGCGCGAGGAACGCGAGGAGUGGAAUAAAACCCAUUGAUCUCCUGGUCUCAAUUGAGUUUUCAAUUUGUAAUGUUAAUACACCAAAAAU
Molecule: messenger RNA, 454 nt
Organism: Drosophila suzukii
Lineage: Eukaryota; Metazoa; Arthropoda; Insecta; Diptera; Drosophilidae
Gene: UQCR-14L
Product: Ubiquinol-cytochrome c reductase 14 kDa subunit-like
Biological process (GO): mitochondrial electron transport, ubiquinol to cytochrome c
Source: RefSeq, a predicted model, not a curated record